Molecule: messenger RNA, 1429 nt
Organism: Lindgomyces ingoldianus
Lineage: Eukaryota; Fungi; Ascomycota; Dothideomycetes; Pleosporales; Lindgomycetaceae
Product: TPR-like protein
Exons: 2
Coding region: 87-1055 (322 amino acids)
Biological process (GO): protein folding in endoplasmic reticulum
Cellular component (GO): EMC complex
Molecular function (GO): protein binding
Source: RefSeq, a predicted model, not a curated record
CCAGCACCCGUCCACUCAUUGAAUCUGCAUAUACCCCGGCAAUCCCCCUCCUCUUCUCCCUCUAUCUCAACCUCUCCAUAUUCACAAUGGCGCAGGCAAAUCUACUGACCCCGCCGUCCACAAUCUCCCCCAGCACCGCCCUGGCCCUCUCGCAAAAGGCCCCCCCAAUCCUCUCCUCCACGCCCAUAUCCUCGCUGCCCUGGCCGCUCUCCCUCCUCUUCUCCCGCGAAUCCCCCGAAACAUGGACCAUCCACGAGAACCUCUUCUUUGCCGCCCUCCGCACCGGCGACGACAAAUCCGCACGCCAAAUCCUGACCCGCCUCACUACCCGCUUCGGCGACACCAACGAACGCAUCAUCGCUCUCCGCGGCAUCUACGAAGAAGCGCUCGCCAAGAACCCUGGCGAGCUCGAGAAGGUGUUUCAAAGCUAUGAGAAGAUCCUCAAGGAGGACCCGACGAAUUUCAGCAUUAGGAAGAGAAGGGUGGCGGUUCUGAAGAGUCUGGGGCGGACGGCGGAUGCCGUGACGGCCUUGACGGUGCUGCUUGAGAAUAGCCCGACGGAUGCGGAGGCGUGGGCUGAGUUGGGCGAUUUGUAUGCACAGCAGGGGGCGUGGGCGCAGGCGGUCUAUUGUUUGGAGGAGGUGUUGCUUGUUACGCCAAACGCGUGGAGUGCACACGCCCAAAUAGCGACCCUCCACUACCUCACCGUCCCCUCAACCCUCACCACCUUAUCCCACAGCCUCCGGCACUUCGGCCGCGCCAUCGAACUCAACGACUCCUACCUGCGCGGCUUCUACGGCCUCAAACUCGUCACUAAGAAAAUCAUCCCGCUCCUCUCCUCACCAGAGUCCAAGCGCAACCACAAUACCGAUGACGACGACAGCCCGCCCCUCAAACUCGAAACCGUCAAGAAGCUCGAAGAACUCGCGACCAGCAAACUCGCUGAGAUCGUGCGGCAGUACGCGUCGGGGAAGAAGGGGUGGACGGGGUAUGAUGAGGCUGAGGUGAUUGCGGCGAGGGAGUUGCUGGAUCGCGACGGGAAGGUGGAGAGGUAGGGAGAUAUAUAGUGAAAGUUGAGCGUAGAGAGGGGCUUAAUGUGAGGUGGAAUUGAGCAGGAAGAGCCAAUAUACCCGUCUUCACCUCCAUUCUUGCAAAGACAUCGAUGUCGACAGUACUACAGUGUGCUCUUACCGAACCUAAGACGCUAUUGUACCCUCAGACCCUCGCCCAGCUCCUUCCCACUUCUAGAUCUCUAGGUCUACCACUUGGAAUUAUAUCCACUACCCUAAAAAUAUCAGACCAACCUUCCACCGACCAACAUCCCACCCACCAGCCACCCAAUCCCAUCCAGCUACCAAUGCAACCCAUUCCGAAGCACAAAAAAGCAACCCGCCCGGCGCUUCCAACGAGGCGUAGUACUGUACGAUUG